Messenger RNA from Acomys russatus (golden spiny mouse), 948 nucleotides. Its product is annotated as olfactory receptor 6C2-like. Gene Ontology annotation, cellular component: membrane. The coding region runs from base 1 to 948 and encodes 315 amino acids. The record is from RefSeq and is a predicted model, not a curated record. Lineage: Eukaryota; Metazoa; Chordata; Mammalia; Rodentia; Muridae. The transcript has a single exon. Gene Ontology annotation, molecular function: olfactory receptor activity; G protein-coupled receptor activity. Gene Ontology annotation, biological process: G protein-coupled receptor signaling pathway.
AUGACAGGGAUGAGAAAUCAUACAACCAUAACAACAUUCAUCCUACUGGGGUUGACGGAUGACCCCAAACUACAAGUUCUACUCUUUCUGUUUUUGUUUCUCACUUACAUGUUGAGUGUGGCUGGGAACCUCACCAUCAUCACGCUCACACUUCUGGAUCCCCAUCUUAAAACACCCAUGUACUUUUUUCUCCGAAAUUUCUCGUUCUUAGAAGUCUCAUUCACCACGGUGUGUAUUCCCAGAUUCCUGUACAUGAUGGCGACAGGAGAUAACACUGUUACCUACAAUGCUUGCGCCACUCAGUUGUUUUUUGUUGUUUUCUUCGGAGCAACAGAAUUUUUCCUCCUCGCCGCCAUGUCUUAUGAUCGCUAUGUAGCCAUCUGCAAGCCCCUGCACUACACCACCUUAAUGAACAACCGAGUGUGCACGGUUCUUGUCCUCGCCUGUUGGUUUGCUGGCCUGCUGAUCAUCCUCCCGCCUCUUGGCAUAGGCCUCCAGCUAGAGUUCUGCGACUCCAACGUGAUUGACCAUUUUGGCUGUGAUGCCUCUCCCAUUCUACAGAUAACCUGCUCAGACACGGCGUUUAUAGAGAAAAUAGUCCUGGCUUUUGCCAUACUGACACUCAUCAUUACUCUAGUGUGCGUGGUCCUGUCCUACGCUUACAUCAUCAGGACCAUCCUCAGGUUCCCUUCCGCCCAGCAGAGGAAAAAGGCCUUUUCCACUUGUUCGUCCCACAUGAUCGUGGUUUCCAUCACCUACGGCAGCUGCAUCUUCAUCUACGUCAAACCUUCAGCAAAGGAAGGGGUGGCCAUUAAUAAGGUUGUGUCCGUGCUCACGACAUCAGUUGCGCCUUUGCUUAACCCAUUCAUUUAUACACUUCGAAACAAGCAAGUGAAAGAAGCUUUCAAAGACACAGUAAAACGAGUCGCGUUUCUCACAAAGAAGUAA